This is a messenger RNA of Brassica napus (rape), 857 nucleotides long. Its product is annotated as profilin-1-like. Gene Ontology annotation, cellular component: cell cortex. The record is from RefSeq and is a predicted model, not a curated record. Gene Ontology annotation, molecular function: actin monomer binding. NCBI's taxonomy places the organism in Eukaryota, Viridiplantae, Streptophyta, Magnoliopsida, Brassicales, Brassicaceae. The transcript has 3 exons. The coding region runs from base 313 to 708 and encodes 131 amino acids.
GUAGUUGUAGUUUCCUUUCCGAUUUCCCAUUUAAACAUUCUACUUUCCUACACUCUUUCUAUAGUAGUAAAUAAAAUUUUUUUUUAAAAAAACUUAACUAACAAUUUAAAAGAAAAAAUAAUAAUUGUGGGAUAUUCCUAGAUUUGAUGUAUGAUUAAUUUGCUUCGACAGCCCAAAAACUAUAAUAAAUUACGAAAAUUAUUAAUUUAAAGCACAAACAUUUCAUUGUCUACGCCCACAAAGUCUAAUCGAGAGAGAGAGAAGUAGAGAAGUCUUUCACAAAGUCGUCGGAGGAGAAAGAAGAAGAAGAAGAUGUCGUGGCAAUCGUACGUUGACGACCACCUUAUGUGCGAUGUCGAAGGCAACCACCUCACCGCCGCCGCCAUUCUUGGUCAAGACGGCAGUGUCUGGGCUCAGAGCGCCGCUUUCCCUCAGUUGAAGACUGAAGAGAUCAAUGGGAUCACCAAGGACUUCGAGGAGCCUGGGUUUCUUGCCCCGACCGGUUUGUUUCUCGGUGGAGCUAAAUACAUGGUUAUUCAAGGUGAAUCAGGAGCUGUCAUCCGAGGGAAGAAGGGACCUGGAGGAGUUACUAUCAAGAAGACGACUCAAGCCUUGGUCAUUGGCAUCUACGAGGAGCCUAUGACUGGAGGUCAAUGCAAUUUGGUUGUGGAGAGGCUCGGGGAUUACCUCAUCGAGUCUGAUCUCUAAAAAUUUCUGUUUCGAAGUCUCUUCUUUUUAACUGAAAGAAUGGUUUGAACCAAAUAUCUUUGUUGUUGGUCUUGUUCCCGGGGUGUGUCUUGUAAUGGCAUUUGAUGAUAUUAUUUUUUUUCUUUCAUUAUGUGUUGAGUUAUUGGAUU